AUGCUGGAUGGACACCUACUCCUGGGAUGGUUAUCACUCACCGUUAUAGUGCACCUUUUCAGCUUGCCUGGACCGACCUCAGCCUAUUUCGGGCUGACAGGUAAUGAACCCUUGUCCAUCCUACCGCUGAGCUCACAGCCAGAGGAGAGGGUGGGCAAGGCUCACUACAAACUGUGUGACCGCCUUAAGCUGGAGAAGAGACAGCGGAGGAUGUGCAGGCGAGACCCAGGCGUGGCUGAGACGCUGAUGGAGGCUAUUAGCAUGAGCGCCCUAGAAUGCCAGUACCAGUUUCGCUUUGAGAGGUGGAACUGCAGCCUGGAGGGACGGUAUCGAGCCAACAUCUUGAAAAGAGGCUUUAAGGAGACAGCCUUUCUUUACGCCAUCUCGUCAGCAGGCUUGACCCAUGCCUUGGCAAAGGCCUGCAGUGCUGGACGGAUGGAGCGCUGCACUUGUGACGAAGCCCCCGACCUGGAGAACCGCAAGGCCUGGCAGUGGGGCGGCUGCGGAGACAACCUCAAAUACAGCAACAAGUUUGUCAAGGACUUCCUGGGCAAGAGGUCCAACAAAGACCUGCGUGCCCGUGUGGAUAUGCAUAACACUAAUGUAGGCAUGAAGGUAAUUAAGGCAGGUGUGGAGACCACCUGUAAGUGUCACGGUGUCUCGGGGUCCUGCACCGUGCAGACGUGCUGGCGGCAGCUGGCGCCCUUCCACGAGAUCGGCAAACAGCUCAAGCAACGCUACGAGACCGCGCUAAAGGUGGGCAGCUCCACCAAUGAGGCCACGGGCGAGACGGAGAUCUCUCAGCCUGGCCGCGCCCAACACCCCAACCAGCAGGCCCCGCCGCUUGGCCCGCGUUCUGACCACAUACUCCGCACCACCCACCUCCUGUACAUCGAUGACUCGCCCAACUUCUGCAAGCCCACCAAGUACUCAGCAGGCACAACGGCGCGGAAGUGCUACAAGGACAAGAACUGCGACGCGAUCUGCUGUGGCCGCGGGCACAACACUCAGAGCCGCGUGGUGACUCGACCCUGUCAGUGCCAGGUGCGUUGGUGCUGCUACGUGGAGUGUAAGCAGUGCACGCAGCGUGAGGAGGUCUAUACUUGCAAGGGCUAGUCCAGACUAGUCAAAUCACGAGCGAGUGCUGGAACGAUCUCCUCUCACAAAAGAAGGAGAAGUGGAGAGAG
Molecule: messenger RNA, 1187 nt
Organism: Chanos chanos (milkfish)
Lineage: Eukaryota; Metazoa; Chordata; Actinopteri; Gonorynchiformes; Chanidae
Gene: wnt9a
Product: wingless-type MMTV integration site family, member 9A
Exons: 4
Coding region: 1-1116 (371 amino acids)
Biological process (GO): neuron differentiation; canonical Wnt signaling pathway; multicellular organism development
Cellular component (GO): extracellular region
Molecular function (GO): cytokine activity; frizzled binding
Source: RefSeq, a predicted model, not a curated record